GGUCAUUAGUCCAUAAAAUUAUGUUUUAUAUUGGACAAGUUGCGGUAGCUGGUAAUUAAAUUCACAGGGAUUGUUGUAUUCCCAACCUGGCAACUCCGGUUGUGGUUGGUGUGCAGACGAGUGAGUCCCCCAAAACAUUGAUAUAGGCUACCCCUCCCGCUAUAAGAACCCUCCUCCAUCCAAAUAAUUUCUAGCCAUCAACCACCGCCGCCCGCCCUGAGCCCCAUGGCUUCCAGUUCACACUCAUGGACCCCCCAAGAGAACAAACUCUUCGAGAAGGCACUCGCCCGCUUCGACAGGGACACUCCCGACCGCUGGCAGAACGUCGCUCGCGCCGUCGGCGGUGGCAAAUCUGUCGAGGACGUCAAGACCCACUACCAGAUUCUAAUUGAGGAUCUCCGCCGCAUAGAAUCCGGGCAUGUCCCCAUUCCCAACUACACCAACACUAACUCCAUACAUGAAGAGAAGAGGCUUAUGAAGUUUCUGAAGAUGUAAUGCCAGCAAACGUCGUCGUCCUCAGCUUAUGCAUGAGACAGUUGCUGCGGACUAAUUCCUUGUAAUUCUACUGCCACUGUAUGUUUAAUUUCAUGCAUGUCCAUUCCUCUACUGUUAAUCUUUGUUUUUAUCCAAAUUGUACGGAAACCCUGCAAAUUGCUGCUCCAUCUCCCUUUUUUUUUCAUGUUU
Molecule: messenger RNA, 684 nt
Organism: Sesamum indicum (sesame)
Lineage: Eukaryota; Viridiplantae; Streptophyta; Magnoliopsida; Lamiales; Pedaliaceae
Product: protein RADIALIS-like 4
Molecular function (GO): DNA-binding transcription factor activity
Source: RefSeq, a predicted model, not a curated record